AUGGCGAAACAUUCGCUCAAGGUCUUCUCUACGCUUGGGAUUGUCCUCGGGGCUUAUGGCCUUGCUGCUCCCACCCCAACGAGCACCGGCCAGGAUGCCCAGUAUACCAUUCCGUCUGAGGUCACCAACGGCCAGAAUCUAAUCGCCAACAUCGAUGACCCACAAGCCGUUAAUGCACAGGAAGUCUGUCCUGGGUACUCAGCAUAUGAUGUGCAGCACACCAAGUCCGGGUUGACUGCGUCUCUCAAACUUGCUGGGUCCGCUUGCAAUGUCUACGGUACCGAUAUCGAGAAUCUACGAUUCUCUGUCCAGUAUCAAGCCAGUGAUCGAGUGAACGUGGAAAUCGUUCCGGCCAAUAUCCAACCUUCGCAGUCAACAUGGUAUCUCAUCCCCGACAGCCUCGUCCCAAAGCCUAAAGCCGAGGAAGGUAUGUGUCUCGAGAAGAGCGAGCUCGCGGUAACCUGGUCCAACGAGCCCACCUUCAGCUUCAAGGUGACUCGGAAGGCGACUGGGGAUGUUCUGUUUGACACCGAGGGGACAAAGCUGGUCUACGAAAAUCAAUUCAUCGAAUUCGUCACUGCUUUGCCUGAAGACUAUAACCUUUACGGUCUCGGGGAGCGCAUCCAGGGAUUGCGACUUCCUAACAACAUGACCAUAACUACGUAUGCCGCUGAUAUUGGUGACCCGUUUGAUAGUAAUCUCUAUGGCCACCAGCCCUUUUAUCUUGAUACGCGGUACUAUGAAGCCUCGUCAGGCAAACCCUACACUCCCGUCGAUGGCCAGCCUCCCUCGAAAAAGCAUUUGUCCUUCUCCCAUGGAGUGUUCUUGAGAAACGCCCAUGGCCAGGAGGUGAAGCUGCAGCCUCGGAGUCUGACCUGGCGCACAAUUGGCGGCAGCAUCGAUCUCUAUUUCUAUGCCGGACCGUCCGCCACAGAGGUGACUAAAAGCUACCUGCGUAGCACCGUCGGCUUGCCAGCGAUGCAGCAGUAUUUCACCCUGGGAUACCAUCAGUCGCGCUGGGGCUACCGCAAUUGGACCGAGUUAGAGGAGGUCGUCGCAAAUUUCGAGAAAUUCAAUAUCCCUCUGGAAACUAUCUGGACCGAUAUCGACUACAUGAAGUCGUAUCGCAACUUUGAGAAUGACCCAUACGCCUUCUCGUACGAAGAAGGCAAGGCAUUCUUGGACAAGCUCCAUCAGUCUGGGCGACAUUACGUGCCCAUUCUCGACACUGGAAUCUACAUCCCUAAUCCCGACAACGCCUCUGAUACGUACGAGCCAUAUACUCGGGGUACUGAGCUUGACGUCUGGCUCAAGAACCCUGAUGGUAGCACUUACAUCGGCUCUGUUUGGCCCGGUUAUACCGUCUUCACUGACUUCCACCAUCCCAAUGCUGUAGAGUACUGGGCAAAUGAGCUGGUCAAGUACCAUGACAAGAUCUCCUUUGACGGCAUCUGGAUGGACAUGAACGAGGCGUCCUCCUUCUGCGUCGGCAGCUGUGGCUCCGGCUCGGUUCACCUGAACCCUGCGCACCCCCCAUUCAAACUGCCUGGCGAUCCGGGAUAUCUCCUCUUCGACUACCCCGAAGCAUUCAACAUCACGAAUGCGACCGAAGCGGCCUCUGCAUCAGCAGCGGCAUCGAGUCAAGAUGCUGCGAACUCUGCCACGCAACCGCCGGCUCCCACCACCACUACGCCGUACCUGCGGACCACCCCGACCCCGGGUGUUAGGGAUAUCAACUGGCCGCCAUACGUCCUCAACCACGUCCAAACGGGACAUGACCUCGCCGUGCACGCUGUCUCUCCCAAUGCCACGCAUGCUGACGGCACGGUCGAGUACGACGUUCACUCCUUGUACGGCCACCAAAUCAUCAACGCAACAUAUAAGGGCUUGCUCGCGGUGCACCCUACCAAGCGCCCCUUCAUCAUCGGCCGCUCGACCUUUGCAGGGUCGGGCAAAUGGGCUGGCCACUGGGGCGGCGACAACUACGCGAAGUGGGCAUAUAUGUACUACUCGAUCCCACAGGCCCUCCAGUUCUCCCUAUACGGAUUCCCAAUGUUCGGCGUUGACACCUGCGGCUUUGACGGCAAUACGGAUGAAGAGCUCUGCAAUCGCUGGAUGCAGCUGUCUGCGUUCUUCCCCUUCUAUCGGAACCACAACCGCCUCGCCGCGAUUCCCCAAGAGCCAUACCGCUGGUCUUCCGUGAUCAAGGCCUCCCAGGACGCCAUGAAAAUCCGCUACGCACUCCUCCCCUAUUUGUAUACCCUCAUGCAAGAGGCACACACCACCGGCGCAACCGUCAUGCGCGCGCUGGCCUGGGAAUACCCCAACGACCCGUCGCUAGCGGCGGUGGAAACGCAGUUCCUGCUCGGACCCGCACUCAUGAUCGUCCCCGUUCUCGAACCGCUCGCCACGACGGUUCAGGGAGUCUUCCCCGGCCUGGAGGACGGGGAGAAGUGGUAUGACUGGUACACCCAGACGGCGGUGACUUAUGCCCAGCCGGGCGUGAACACCACCAUCGACGCGCCGCUGGGUCAUAUUCCUGUGUUCAUCCGCGGAGGCCACAUCCUCCCCAUGCAGCAGCCGGCGCUGACGACCCGCGAGGCGCGCAGUACCCCGUGGUCAUUGAUUGUCGCGCUGGAUGCCAAUGGCCAUGCGUCGGGCAGUCUGUAUAUGGAUGAUGGGGAGUCGAUCAAUCCUGAGGCUAGUCUGUUGGUUGAUUUGGUUGCUCGCAGGUCGAAGCUGGUGGCUACUGCGUCUGGGUCAUGGGUCGAAAGCAAUGCGCUGGAGAAGAUCGCAAUUUUGGGCGUCGAACAUGCCCCGGCUAAGGUCCGAUUUAAUGGGCGUCCCGUCCACCACCAGUCUGUUCAUUAUAACUCGACUUCUCACGUUCUUAGUAUUUCUGGUUUGAAGCGAGAGACCAAGAAGGGCGCGUGGCAUAAUGACUGGGUGCUGGAGUGGUAG
Messenger RNA from Aspergillus terreus NIH2624, 2961 nucleotides. RefSeq names its product glycoside hydrolase family 31 protein. The coding region runs from base 1 to 2961 and encodes 986 amino acids. Lineage: Eukaryota; Fungi; Ascomycota; Eurotiomycetes; Eurotiales; Aspergillaceae. Gene Ontology annotation, biological process: carbohydrate metabolic process. The transcript is spliced from 4 exons. The record is from RefSeq and is a predicted model, not a curated record. Gene Ontology annotation, molecular function: carbohydrate binding; hydrolase activity, hydrolyzing O-glycosyl compounds.